AUGACGAUGCUUUCAAACUUCGCUCUGUCCGCCAGGCUUCUUGCGCUUAUUACGGUUGUUCAUGCCAGUAUCAUGGUCGAAGUCAUCGAUGGCUCAUUGGGCUUUGCAAGACGAGCGGGUGAUGGUCCUAUUGGAGUGCGUUUAACGAACAAGAACGAUGUGUCCUACCUGACACCUGUUCUUAUGGGAAAUCCUCCGCAAACGAUACAGAUGUCUCCCUCUCUUUCUCAAAAUUUCAUCGCAGUAGCAUCUCCUCCGACAGGCGUCAGCGACCAGUCCUUCUAUCACCCAUCCAUCUCAACGAGUUAUACGGCAGGCGUCGGAACUGCGUCAACUCAGACCAUUUCAGGAGGAUCUGUGCAAGGAAUAUACGCAGGCGAGACAUGUACUCUCCAGUCUGCAACGGCAGCUUCUGCCUUCAGCUACAAUGCAUCGAUCAUUUUGACGAACUCUGCGGUGACGAACGACUUGUACCCUAUUGGUGCACGUGGCGUUUUGGGUUAUGGCCUCGGCUCACCAAGUGAUGCACCUCCAAAUACAUCUCUCAUCGGUACAUUCUUACCCUCCAACUUUUCACACGCCGUCUGUGGUAUUGAGCUGAAUCAUUUCGAUGAUCCUGUUCCAGACGGCAUUUUGAUGAUGGGGGCAGUGGAUCCAACAGUAUUUACCGGAGACUUCACCAAUACGAUGGUGCCCGCAAACAGUCCCACUUCGUGGUCCAUUGCAUUCGACAAUCUCACGUAUAUAGCGAACGGGGUCAGCCAAAGCAUGGCCGGUAUGCUUGCCAGUGUCGAUAUGUAUCACUCUGACAUCCAGAUCACCUCGGACGCGGCCACCCAACUCUACGCCGGCGUUCCAGGUAGUCAAGCCAUCUCCAACGCCCAUUGGUCGAUCCCGUGCACGUCUAAGUUUCCGAUCACGCUCACAUUUUCUGGUACACCCUUUACAAUCAACGAACGUGAUACUAUCGUCAAGCAAGCCGACGGCAGCUGCAUUGGAGUUGUCAGCGGUGGAGCGCAGCUUGUUGGCAGGGUUGGAGCGCCGUUCAUGCGCAACGUUUACACACCAAGCCAAUGGUUCAGUCACUUUUGGUGUUGGGUUCGCGGCGAAGAAAUUACGGCAGGCAUCAGCAUCAGCAACAUCUCCGUCUACAAGUACCCAACCCCAAUUGACUGUCAAAGCAGCGGAUCUCAGUUGAACGUUCAAGAACUUGGACGUUCAUUGAGGGUUGCGAUAAUUUUAGCUUCUGUUGUAGUACUCUCAGGAUUGAACCUGGGGUAA
This is a messenger RNA of Laccaria bicolor S238N-H82, 1281 nucleotides long. RefSeq names its product aspartic peptidase A1. Gene Ontology annotation, biological process: proteolysis. Gene Ontology annotation, molecular function: aspartic-type endopeptidase activity. The coding region runs from base 1 to 1281 and encodes 426 amino acids. The record is from RefSeq and is a predicted model, not a curated record. The transcript has 10 exons. NCBI's taxonomy places the organism in Eukaryota, Fungi, Basidiomycota, Agaricomycetes, Agaricales, Hydnangiaceae.